GUUCCGAAAAAUUCCGUAGCUGCAGUCGGCGAGCGAAGCUUUCUGGCACCCCUCGGCGCUGCUGGGUUCACGUAUGCCUGGGAUCGACUUCAUUUAACUUCACCAAGUUCUGCUAUCAGCAUCAGCGAAGAUGAAGUUUCUGGAAGUGUUGGUGUGCGUAGGAUUCGCUCUUUUGUCCACGACAAACGCGGCAGCCGUUCCUUCGAAGGCCAGUCUCUCUCCCAAAGACAAGCUGGCCCUCGAGAUUCCGAUCAAGCAGCACCUCACGAACAAAGCGCAAGGGAAGCAGGAAGGGGUGAAGGUCAGUUACCCAACCACCACCACCACCACUACUGAAACGCCGAAGCCCCAGAGACCGAAGUAUGUCGACGCUGCCGUCUUCAGACACCAGUUCACCACCGCUGCUCCUCCGUCCGGUCCUUCGGCAACGGCGGAAGAACAGGCCACCGUCGUCGAAGUCAGCCGGGUGACCGGCAGAGAUGUCGCGGGGCCCUUCGCCGAGGCGUUCAGCUUUCCCCAGACUGCGACGGCCAUCAUCGGGUCCAGCGCAGCCACCGCCGUGGAGCCCGUUGAGGAUGUCGAGUCGUACGACUACGAAGCCCUCCUGGCUCUAGAGGAUCUUAGUCCCUUCGGAGGGGAGUUGGAUAUCCUAGGAGGCGACGCUAGAAGCGCUGCUUACCUCUCAAGUUUCAGACCUGUCGGAUUCUAAGGCUUCGACGCUCUACGUUCGCCAAUAGAUAAAAGUGUAUUUGGGUUCUCUUAGGUUGCUAAGAAUACGUGGGAUAGAAGUCAAAGUUGUCUUUUUUGCUCGUCUGUUAUAUUGUCUGUCUGUUCCUGGAAGUGAGAACUAUUCAUAACAAAAUACAUAGGAAGAGCUGUAACAAGUGACCACCUAGUAAUAAUAACAAUAGGCAAAAAACCUCUCAUAUAAGCUACAGUUGUAUAAACUACAGAAAGAAUGAUGUAUUCAUGACGGCACAGCCAUAGGAACACUUGUAGAAGAAAUGUUUCUUGCUCCCCCAAGCACUCUCUCCCAUUCUCUCAUUACGAAAUGGAUAAUUAUUUUAAAGAUUUACUGGGAUGAUCUAGGUGUUCUCUGCUCCACUUUGAUUUUUAAAAGUAUUCUUGAAUUCAUCUAACAUUUCUGCUUGAAUAAGAUCUCUCUUAGUAGACUGAAUGUGCUUGAGAUCACUUGAUGCUUGACAGUAAUAGUUUUUGAGCAUCUAAAACUUCAUUUAUUUACCAAUGACAUUUUCGGACUGAAUCACUGACAAACAGAUUCACCUCUUUCGUCAGUUUCCUGAUGUCAUGAAUAGAAUUAUUCUUGUUGCCAUAAUGAUAUGAUGACCGUAUCCAAGUGUGUUUGUAAAAGAUGGGCCAUAAUUAUUUCUUGGUAAUUAAGUCUUUACACUUCUAAAUGGGAACAGUAACAGUCCAAUUUAAAAUUAAGUUUAACAGAUUGAGGAAAUUCUUAUUGAACUGAUAUAUAUUAUAUACAUAAUAUAUAUUUAUAUAAAUGCAUAAAUGAAUGAGUAGAUAUAAUUAUAUAUAUA
Molecule: messenger RNA, 1553 nt
Organism: Macrobrachium nipponense
Lineage: Eukaryota; Metazoa; Arthropoda; Malacostraca; Decapoda; Palaemonidae
Exons: 2
Coding region: 131-709 (192 amino acids)
Source: RefSeq, a predicted model, not a curated record